This is a messenger RNA of Dipodomys spectabilis (banner-tailed kangaroo rat), 1368 nucleotides long. Its product is annotated as tubulin beta chain-like. The coding region runs from base 1 to 1368 and encodes 455 amino acids. NCBI's taxonomy places the organism in Eukaryota, Metazoa, Chordata, Mammalia, Rodentia, Heteromyidae. Gene Ontology annotation, cellular component: cytoplasm; microtubule. Gene Ontology annotation, biological process: mitotic cell cycle; microtubule cytoskeleton organization. The transcript has 4 exons. The record is from RefSeq and is a predicted model, not a curated record. Gene Ontology annotation, molecular function: structural constituent of cytoskeleton; GTPase activity; GTP binding.
AUGAGGGAGAUUGUGUACAUACAGGCAGGCCAGUGUGGCAACCAGAUUGGUGCAAAGUUUUGGGAAAUGCUAAGCGACGAGCACAAUAUUGACUGCACUGGCAACUACUAUGGGGACAGCCAUUUACAGCUGCAGAGAAUCGAGGUGUAUUACAAUGAGGCAGCUGGUAAGCCUAAGUCAACUCUUUUUCUCACAGGCAACAAAUAUGUUCCUCGGGCCAUCAUGGUGGACCUAGAGCCUGGCACCUUAGACUCAGUAAGAUCGGGACCAUUUGGCCAGAGCUUUAGGCCAGACAACUUCAUAUUUGGCCAGAGCGGGGCAGGCAAUAACUGGGCAAAAGGCCACUACACGGAGGGAGCCGAGCUGUUAGAAUCGGUGCUGGAUGUGGUACGACGGGAGUCAGAAAGGUGUGACUGUCUCCAGGGUUUCCAGCUGGCUCACUCCCUGGGAGGUGGCACUGGAUCAGGCAUGGGCACCCUGAUUCUCAACAAGAUCCGAGAGGAGUAUCCAGACCGCAUCAUGAACACCUUCAGCAUCAUGCCCUCCCCCAAGGUUUCAGACACCGUGGUAGAACCUUACAAUGCCAUCUUGUCUAUCCACCAGUUGGUGGAAAAUGCAGAUGAAACUUUCUGCAUCGACAAUGAGGCCCUGUAUGACAUCUGCUUCCGCACCCUGAAGCUGCCCACACCCACCUAUGGAGACCUGAACCACCUGGUGUCUGCCACCAUGAGUGGAGUCACCACCUGCCUGCGCUUCCCCGGCCAGCUGAAUGCAGAUCUGCGCAAGCUGGCCGUGAAUAUGGUGCCCUUCCCCCGCCUACACUUCUUCAUGCCUGGCUUUGCACCCUUGACCAGCCGGGCCAGCCAGCAGUACCAUGUUCUCUCUGUGCCCCAGCUCACCCAGCAGAUGUUUGAUGCCAAGAACAUGAUGGUCGCCUGUGAUCCCCGCCAUGGUCGUUACCUGACAGCAGCUGCCAUCUUCCGAGGCCGCAUGUCCAUGAAGGAGGUGGAUGAGCAGAUGCUCAACAUGCAGAACAAGAACAGCAGCUACUUUGCAGACUGGAUUCCCAACAAUGUGAAGACAGCUGUAUGUGACAUCCCCCCGCGUGGCCUUACGAUGUCGGCCACCUUCAUUGGCAACAACACAGCCAUCCAAGAACCCUUCAAGCGCACCUCAGAGCAGUUCAGUGCCAUGUUCCGGCGCAAGGCAUUCUUGCACUGGUACACGGGAGAAGGCAUGGAUGAGAUGGAGUUCACUGAGGCUGAGAGCAAUAUCAACGACCUGGUGUCCGAGUACCAGCAGUGCCAAGAUGCCACUGCUGAUGAACAGGGGGAAUUUGAAGAAGACUUGGUGGAGGAAGAAGUUUAA